Molecule: messenger RNA, 2306 nt
Organism: Dalotia coriaria
Lineage: Eukaryota; Metazoa; Arthropoda; Insecta; Coleoptera; Staphylinidae
Product: doublesex- and mab-3-related transcription factor A2-like
Exons: 2
Coding region: 153-1382 (409 amino acids)
Biological process (GO): sex differentiation; regulation of transcription by RNA polymerase II
Cellular component (GO): nucleus
Molecular function (GO): RNA polymerase II cis-regulatory region sequence-specific DNA binding; protein binding; DNA-binding transcription factor activity, RNA polymerase II-specific
Source: RefSeq, a predicted model, not a curated record
GUCAUCGUACAAGACGUGGGGCACAUUUACCAAAACCACUACCAUCACCAUCAUCAUAGUGACAGUUACAACACAACAAUAUGUGUAUGAGUGAAAAAUAUUAACUUUUAUUCUGGAAACAAGACAAACUGUGUGACCAAAACGAAAAAGAUAUGAGUUUACCAGGAAGUGGAAUGGACAUGUCUGCACUAAUGUCCCAACAUCCAGUGCUGGGUGCAAUUCCACCAGCGUUUUUCCUACGCGCUUCUGAAAGAUACCAGCGCACACCAAAAUGUGCCCGAUGCCGGAAUCACGGGGUUGUCAGCGCGUUGAAAGGUCACAAGCGUUAUUGCAGAUGGCGUGACUGUGCCUGCGCGAAAUGCACCCUGAUUGCUGAACGGCAACGUGUCAUGGCCGCACAGGUGGCGCUGCGUAGACAACAAGCACAGGAAGAAAAUGAAGCCAGAGAAUUAGGUUUGCUUUUUCCUGCUCCAGCACCACCAGAUACUCCACCGUCGGAAACAGCAAAUUCUUCCAAUUUAGGCAUGAGUCCAACCAGCGCGAAUGCAAAUGCUAACGAAAAUGGUUCACAAUCCUAUCCGGAUCAGAUGGGGAUGUCACCGACGGGUAGCACAAGUCCAAAUUUAAAACGAACAAAACUGGAAGAUGAUUCCGAUUCGGAAGAAGAUUCAACUCGCAUCACUCCCAAACGUCGUAAUUCUUCCUCACCGACAUUAGCAAUGCCACAAACAUUCAAAGAUCACACCGCUGCACCCAACACUCCAUCACCUGAACCUCCACAACGUGAACGCCGCUCACCAAGUCGCGACCUGGAUGUUGAAGAUGACAACUCAUCAGAAGCACCUGAAAAUCUUUCUUUAAAAAAAGAAAGUCCGCCGAGUCCAAACUCCACCAUGCCAAACCCAUUCAAUCAACCUUAUCUACCUUACCAUCAUCCAAACUUCCCACCACAAUUCUCACCAUUCCAUCACUUUGCAAAUGCACAUGCCAAUGCACAACGGUCACCAGUUGAUGUCCUUCUACGUGUAUUCCCUGGAAGACGUCGUAGUGACGUUGAAGCAAUUUUACAACGCUGCAAAGGAGAUGUACUACAAGCAAUGGAAGCAAUGGUUUCCGGAGCGCAGGAACCCGACCAGGGAUGUCCCACACCAUCGGCAUUCUCACCUCUUGGACCUCCAAACAGUUUUCAUCGUUUUUCACCAUCCAGGAGAUUUCUAUCCGCGCCAUAUGCAGGAACCGGGUAUCUAUCCACUGUAAUCCGCCCACCUCAAGAAUAUGGUCUACCAAUGGUCCAUCCUGACCUCUACAGCGCUGGAGACAAAACCACCGCGUCUUCUCCAGCCUCCAACACCGGAUCCGAUAAAACAUCUUACUCGGAAUAGCAAUUUGGAAGGUGGUAGGUUAAAAAUCACACCGGCUGUUUAUAAUUUAGUAUUUUAAGGGUGAGCAAGUAGUAGGGGUGAGUGUGCAUAUUGAUAAUUGCCGGGGUCGUUCCUAUUAUGCAUGUAGGUGAAGUGGUGCUGAAGGAGAUGGUUGCAUACGGCGGUUUUCAACGUUUCCGCUUCAACAAUCGCAUCGAAAUUUAAUUACACAUUUGAAUCGUACAAACCUACAGAGUGUUUGAAAUAAAUUUCUAUUAUUUGACCAAUGCAUGUGAUGAUUGUUGGCAACACUCACUGGUGUGGGUGAAUAGUCUGAAAAGGGGAACGAAACAAAAACCCCGUCGCUUGUGAAUAUCGUGAACAUUGUGCCGGAGUUUGGGGGCGCAUUGUACCUCUGUAGCGACCAGCAGCUCGCCGGUGAAUUAUAUUAUUUGGCGGGGUGCGCACGCUCGUUUUUUAAUAGCAACGACCCCCGCGACUCGAAACGUAUAAAACCCAUUCACCACCGACACACGCGCUAUGGCCACAAUACAAUAGCGCAUCCAGAUACAAAACCAAAUUGAAAUCAAGAAACAUCCAGAAUGAAUGAAAAUUUGCUUGUAGUGUAAAAAACAAUGCUUUAAACAUAAAAUUUAAAAUGUUAGUUGAUUAAUUUAUUAUCCACACAUAUGUAUGAAUUAUUAUUGAGACAUGUAUAUAAUUUUUUUUAAUAAUAACAAUUUGUAAUUGUAGAAAAUAUUAAUUAUAUUUAAGUGUAGAUAAAAUUUAAACAAAAACAGUCAUUAAUAUUAAAAGUGUACAUUAUUGCGCUUCUAGGUAUAAACUAUUUUAAAAUAUUGAUAUAAUCACAAUCCCAACUAUUAUACGUAAAUUGUAAUCAAUUAAAACACUUUUAAUCAGUAUCUUCGUAAAAGACAUCGGAAA